AUGAAAAAUGAUAAUUCUCCAGGUAAUUAAUAAGGCAAGAGUAAUCUAGGCUAUCAGACUUCAUCUCCAAGAAAACAAUAUGCUCCUCAAGAUACAAUGUCAUAGAUCAUAUAAUUCAAUCCUUAAUCUACAAAUCUGAAAUCCUCAUCUCCUCAUAGGCCGAAAGAUUAACCUAAACAAAGUUUCUAUUUUGUUUAGGAUGCUGGUUAAAGCGAAUAAGAAACAUAGGAAAAGUUCAAUUAAGUUAAGAAUAACUACAAUACUAAUAAAUAGUCUAUAACUAGAAACGAUAAAUAACGAAAACAAGUAGACCUAUCAAGUAAUGUAUUUGAGAACACUAAAAAUAUCGAUGUGGUAGCUAAAUCACCUGAAAAUUAAUAAUUAAUUAAUACAUCAGUCUAAUGGACAAAUGUGCAUUAUGGUAAAGUACUCACAUCUGUGAAUGAGAAGGCAGAAUUCGAAAAAGAUUAUGCCAAACAAAGAAAGCAUCAAGAGUUACAACAAUAAUAUUAUGAUGGUUCAGCUCACAAGAGUCCUUCUAAAAUAAUAGAGAAUGAGAUUAAUAUUUAGUCUAAGAAAUAAAAUUAAUAAUUCUCUGAUCUUUUUGGAUAAGAAUUGGGAAGCAAAGAAAGAAAGUGGCUAAGACCGUAGCGUAGUCUUUCCCCUUAAAUAAAAUGGUCCAAUUUUGAUAGCAAUAGAGAUUAUAAAGAUUUUGGUGAUAUGAGUAUUAAAGAGUCUAAAUUACGCAAUAUAAACACAGAUACUCAAAAGGAUAAUCAGAAAGAUCUCCAUAAAUUGAAUCAUCCUUUGACUUCGCCAUUUUUUGAUUGUCAAAUGUCAUAUGAAAAGAUUAAAGGUUAAUAUAAACAGUAGAAUUAAUUAAAAUAAUUAGAAAGUGUGCCAUCAAAGAAAUUUGGGUAAGAGAAGAAGAUCGAAUAAAGUGGUAGCAAUAAAAAAUAUGAGGGACUCUAUUCAUGGAAAAACAACUAUUAAAAAUGA
Paramecium tetraurelia is the source of this 999-nucleotide messenger RNA. RefSeq lists its product as uncharacterized. The record is from RefSeq and is a predicted model, not a curated record. Lineage: Eukaryota; Ciliophora; Oligohymenophorea; Peniculida; Parameciidae. The transcript has 3 exons.